This is a messenger RNA of Mycosarcoma maydis (corn smut), 3501 nucleotides long. RefSeq lists its product as uncharacterized. Gene Ontology annotation, molecular function: protein binding; DNA binding; ATP binding. The coding region runs from base 1 to 3501 and encodes 1166 amino acids. Gene Ontology annotation, biological process: double-strand break repair via homologous recombination; replication fork processing. The record is from RefSeq and is a predicted model, not a curated record. The transcript has a single exon. Gene Ontology annotation, cellular component: nucleus. NCBI's taxonomy places the organism in Eukaryota, Fungi, Basidiomycota, Ustilaginomycetes, Ustilaginales.
AUGCAACCAAUCACCCACUAUACUUCUCUGCUUCACACGCAGCGUCGCAAUACUUCGCAUCAACAGCGGUCUGCAGCAGACUCAUCGAACAGCCCCUUCGAUGCUCCCUCCAACAUUCCCGCAAAGCGACGUCAGCCACCAUCUUCCUCCUGUUUUGCGCAGCCACAGGCUUUAACUGGUACUGCCAGCGCUGUCGCAUCCCCAUCUAACACCGGCGUAACCACCUUCGCCAACAGGUCGUUCAAUAAAAAAGUCGCCUCUUCCAACGACGAUAGCAUUGCGGCCCGACUACAGCCCAAACUCUCACAGACCUCGUGGCGCAGACACAAGUCGUACCAGCAUGCCGAUCUCAACGGUCCAACGCGUCGCACUGUACUCGAAUGGCUACCCCGCGAGGUAGUCUUCAUGAUUCUGCAUCUCCUAUCAUUUCGCGACAUCCAGACCCUCUGCCGAGCCGACAAACGUCUGCGUCCUCUUAUCCAUUCCAAGUCGUUCUGUCCAUGGCGCAAGCUUCUGGCCUCUUUUCUGCAUCGUCAACGCCUCUACGACCAAGUCAUAGCGCUCGAGGAAGAGUCUCUCUUUGAUAGCUCCGAGAUCGACAGCAAUCACGAUCACCACCAAGACGACCCGCAUAAAACCCCGAACCAGGGCAGCUCUCAAUCGUCUAGCACCGACGGCAGCGCUAACCUCGGACAAGCGGCCACAGCGACAACGCCAGACCAGGCGCGCAUCGAACAGGAUUUCUUGCAGGCUUAUACAGAUCUCGUAAGCACCUUGCAGCUCAAGGCGGCCCCUCUUGACCUUCUCGAACUCGUUCCAUGCCUUACAAGACUCUGGCACGAACACGCUUGCUUUCCUGCCAUACGCAAAUGGUGCCGUGAUUUUGUCGUCGGUCGUGUCACGGCAGAAAAUAUCUUUGCUGACGUCGACAAUGCCGUCGCAAUCGAGGUACUUUGUAGCGUACGUCUUUAUCUCGCCGUCGUCCGCGUCUCUCGUGCCUUCUCACAGAAUCUGCCAUCCCUCCAAUCCGUCCGCAUCUUGGACUACGAUUGCUUCAUUGCCGUGACCACCUUUUACCAACCCGAUCGAACUUUGCCUGCCCCAGGCGCCGACCUCGCCUUCCAACUCACCCACGAGCAGCAUAGAUUCGUCUGCCGAGACGUGCGUCCUGGCGAGCUCGUCAAGGUACAGGCCUUUGCAGGCACGGGCAAGACAAGAUCGCUUCUCGCAUAUUCCCAGCGACGCCCACACAAGCGCUUCCUAUACAUCGCCUUUAACAAAGCUGCAGCCGAGGAGGCGCGGCGUCGCUUUCCCAGCAACGUCCAAUGCCGUACCAUGCACUCGGUGGCUCUCUGUCAAGUUGUGCGUACGGCUGGCCAGGAGAUUGGCGAUCUACGAGCACGCGAUGUGGUGCGUCUCCUUGGCGAGUCGCUUCCAGAGGGCCAGCUGGUGCGUGCGCAAGCCAUGUCGACACAGAGCGGACGCGACCACCGCCUAACCCCGACUGCUGUUGCCACUUAUGUGCUUACCACUCUUCAGCGCUUCUUCUACUCGGACGAUGCCACCGUCAUUCCCGAUCGCCACGUUCCCAACAAGGUCACCACCGACACUGAUCUCAAGGUGCGAGCGGUUGCGAGGUGCGCGCAAGAGCUGUGGGAUUCCAUUCGACAAGGCGCCCCAGAUCGCAACGGCAAGUCAGUCAAAUGCCCACACGAUGCCUACGUCAAGCUGCUCCAGCUGCAGCCUCCUCACCAUUCCGAGAACUUUUUCAAGGCGUUUGACGUCCUUUUGCUCGAUGAGGCACAGGACUUGUCCGCAGCGCAGGUCUCCAUCCUGCUCAGAGCAAAGAAGCACUGCGGCAUUCUCAUUGUCGGUGACAUAUUCCAAAAGAUCUACGGUUUCCGCGGCGGCACCGCCAAGGCCUUUGACGAGCGUCUCUACCCGUCUACGGCCCGCUUCCAGCUCACCAAGAGUUUCCGGUUUGGAAAUGCGAUUGCCAAAAUUGCGACCGAAAUGCUCGGCCUCCGCAAACCAGCUCCUUGGGAAAGAUCGUCAGCCAGGCCAGUGCUUACUGGUGCACUGGGAAUGGCGGAUCGCGUUUAUGCUGAUGCCAACGUCUUCCGCCAUCAACUUGUGCCACCAACACCUGCGGCAGAAUCAAGGCAGCCCACACAGCAGCGGAUCGGCGAUCCGAAUGAAGUAUCAACAGAGAUGCAGCCGACACCCGCCCUAGCCAAUGUUCUCCCAGAUCAGAUGGACGAGGGACGACGGGCUGUAGCUCUGCAGGCGGGAUUGGUUGGAAGCAUCGGUCACAGCGACGAAUUGAUCCGCCACACACGUAUUUUUCGUUCCAAUCGGAAGCUGUGCCUGACCGCUUUGGCAUUGUCGGCUUCACUUCCGCAACCACACAAGUUGUUUCUGAAAACGAGUCAGGCGCUGCAGCCGGAAGCCAUUGUCACGCUGCUUCGCGAUGCCCACAUCCUUUAUCACAAUGAUUCGAGAUCCAUGUCGCGUAACUCGCUGCUGCGCGAUUUUGCCAGCUGGAAGGACCUCGUGCAACGCGUCGAAGCAGAAGGUUCCGGCGAGAGCAAGCUGAGUCUGGCCGUAGCCCUCGGCGGCCUCUUGGCGAGCUCCGACUUUCUCGAGCAGGUGGCGCAGCUGGAAAUGCGCUUUGCAGACACCGAGCAGGACGCCACUGUGAUUCUGACCACUGUGCAUCAGGCAAAAGGUCUCGAGUGGGAUUAUGUUUGUGUCGAGGACGACUUUCGACCGGUCUUUGGAGCCGAAAAGUCGCAAAGGGUUGAAGUGGAAAGCUACUGGCAUCAGGACGAGCUGAAUCAUCUCUACGUAGCCUUGACACGAGCCAAGCGAAAGCUCGUCGUUUCGAGAGUGGUACUUCAGUGGGUAGCUGCGAUGCGCGGCUUGUACCGUUACAGGCUCCUCACGAGCAACAGCAACACAACCAUGGGUAAGAUGGGGCUGUGUCCCCACUGCCGUGCAUCCAAGCAUCCGUUUGUGGUCAAGGAAUAUCGAGUCGCCUGCUUCGACUUUUUGAACCCUCGAUGCAACGAUUACGCCGGUUCGUCACAGAACGGUGCUGCUGCAGCUGAAAAGACGAGCGCUUCCACAAACAAGGUCUCAACAUCCGCAGUUUCGUGGAGAGAUCCAGCGCCGUUGACACAUAGUCUCGGAUGCACCGGAUGCCUUUCCGAUCCCGCCUCUGCGAUUCAUGUGGAGUGCCUCGCGGAUCCGGAUCUAGCGCUUUUCGUCGCGACGGCGCCUAAAAUUACACGGCAGCGUCCACACGCUCCCAAACCGGAAGCCGACUCGACAGCAGCAGUGGUAGAAAAACGAAAGGCUAUAGCAGCGGUGCCACCUACAAGCUUUAAGCUGGAUCCCUCAAAACAUCCAUUCUUGCGGGCAGAUCAUCGGUCUAUGAAGUGGGCUAUCAUGCAUCACGAGUACAAGAGGACUGUCUAUGGCUGGUUCGAUGACAUGUAA